Selaginella moellendorffii is the source of this 1078-nucleotide messenger RNA. RefSeq lists its product as uncharacterized. Gene Ontology annotation, molecular function: protein kinase activity; ATP binding. NCBI's taxonomy places the organism in Eukaryota, Viridiplantae, Streptophyta, Lycopodiopsida, Selaginellales, Selaginellaceae. Gene Ontology annotation, biological process: protein phosphorylation. The transcript has a single exon. Bases 16 to 1077 code for a protein of 353 amino acids. The record is from RefSeq and is a predicted model, not a curated record.
UUCUCCCACCUGUGGAUGAGGCUACUCGAGCUUGCUGGGAUAACGAUCGUCGAGUUCAAUCGCGUCCGGUCGGACAGUAGCAGUGGCCGGGAUAUGAUGCUGUGGAUGCAAAACCGCCUGUGUGCCAUGUUCAAAGAGAAGGAACCGAAGUUGCAGCAAGCGUGCUCCAAGUUGGAAGAGAAGCUCGUCAAGCUGGACCGGCAGUUCUAUGGCCUGGUGCCGUGGAUGAUCGGCGUGGGACUGGCAGGCCAGCGGAUGGAGGCGUGGGCGUUCACGCACGGACAGAGGACGCCAGCAGAAGUUCUUGUCGGGCCUCUGGAACUUGCAAAGAUCGAGGACAAGUUGACGUGCUUGCGCGUCUCUGUAAAUCUCCUCCGGGUUGCGGUCUCGCUUGAGAACGUCUUCUUCCCUCCGGACCGUUCGCGGCUCAUGAAGCUUUGGCCUACGUUCUAUGGAUCCGAGGACCAGAUCAAGAGAACGCUCCGCUUCGGGAACGCUGUGGUGAUUAAAGAGAUAGAUCCCUGGUCGGAGCAUGUCGCUGAUGGCUUCACGACGCUGGAGUUUGUCAAGAGAGCGCACGGACUCCGGGCCGAAGGUCUAAUCUCUGGCGUGUUGGCGUUCGAGGGGGACAAGUACAGAGUCACCAUGAAGGAACUGCAGGAUCAGCCGCGAGCUUCUACCGAAGUGGAACUUCUCGAUGCUGUUCACUGGAUUCUUCGCGGCCUGGAGAAGUUGCAUGAAGCGGGGCUUGUUCAUCGGGAUGUGAAGUGGAGGAACGUGAUGAGAGACGCUCGCACUGGUGGCUGCGUUUUGAUCGACUUGGAGACGGUGUGGGCGGCUGGUGAGAAGCCCGAGUGUGAGUUGCUAGAGCUGCUAGCUUGGGACAAGCACACGCUUGUGGACGGCAAAUACACUGAGCGCUCGGAUCUUUAUCACGUCCGCAAGCUGAUGAAUGUUGUGGAAGAUCUCUCCCCGGCAGCUAAAACAUUCCAGUCCAAACUGCUGGGCUAUGAGUUUGAGACGGCGAGGGCCGCUCUCGAUGAACUGUUGCUAUGCCAAAAUGACUCUGCUGCUUAAC